Triticum aestivum (bread wheat) is the source of this 1057-nucleotide messenger RNA. RefSeq lists its product as uncharacterized. Gene Ontology annotation, biological process: negative regulation of translation. The record is from RefSeq and is a predicted model, not a curated record. Lineage: Eukaryota; Viridiplantae; Streptophyta; Magnoliopsida; Poales; Poaceae. The coding region runs from base 61 to 912 and encodes 283 amino acids. Gene Ontology annotation, molecular function: rRNA N-glycosylase activity. The transcript has 2 exons.
CUCUCCCCCUGGAGAGUAGGAACCAGAUUCCAUCCAUCGAUCCAUCUAACACCAUAUAUAAUGGCAGCGAAAAUCCGUCAUUCGACUCUUCUUGUUCUACUAUUUGUAGUAGCUUUCUUCCUACCCCUGGUCUGUUCCACGGAGUUCGUCCACCUCUACUUCAAUUACACCAUCGACCCCUACACCAAGAACUACGCAGACUUGAAGAGAAUACUGGUGAGGAACCAGCCUGAGCUGCGAGUGCUGACGAGCAGGGCGUUGGCGGUUCGACGCCCCAACUUCUAUGACCUACCGGCUCGAGUGAUUUUAUGCCACCUCAACGGUGAUCUUCCUCAGGACAAGUGCGUGGUCGCCUUCGCAGACGACGAUAUCUCCGCCAUGGGCUUCAGGAACUCGAGCGGGCACUGGCACUGCAUAGGAGGCUUCCGGUUCGCGGGCUGUACAGUUCUCCCCUUCGGGGAGAAUUACGGCGAGCUUCUCGGAGAGGGUGGCCACGUAAACCUCCCGUUUGUACCGCUCGGGAGGGAGGCGGCGAAAGAGGGAGUGCGCCUUCUGGCAAGCUACUCAUACUCCCCCGGCGGGGACCUUGGACCGGCUAAGCGAGGCAUGGCCAGGUUCAUCGUCAUGAUAGCCGAAGCAGCCCGUUUCCGGCCCGUCAGCAACAGGUUGGCCAAUCACUGGGAGGAAGAGACCAACAUGCUCGAUGUUGAGGCAGAAUUCUGUGUAAACUGGGGAAGAAUGUCGUUUUUACUUAUUGACUGGGAUAAAACAACCGGGCGUACAAGCUGGGGAAGGGGGCAUUACGCAGCGGCUCAGGAGCUGGAGCAGGAAACAGGAAUUAAGAGCCCAAGAGAUGCUUUGCGCGUGCUAGAUCUGCUGGUGAGGCCAAGAGGUUAUAGUGUCCCCAACUAACUAGAAGACGUACUACGAUUCAAGACAACAAAUUAGGGUUUAGGGUAUGUGUGAGGCAACAAGGAGUAGUACAAUAUAAUGUUCAAGGUCUGUAAUGCUGUAAUGAAGAUUGAAAGAAAUAAGACUCUACUAGCUAGUACAAUAA